Punctularia strigosozonata HHB-11173 SS5 is the source of this 884-nucleotide messenger RNA. RefSeq lists its product as uncharacterized. The transcript is spliced from 3 exons. The coding region runs from base 206 to 472 and encodes 88 amino acids. NCBI's taxonomy places the organism in Eukaryota, Fungi, Basidiomycota, Agaricomycetes, Corticiales, Punctulariaceae. The record is from RefSeq and is a predicted model, not a curated record.
CUCCUGGUUCUCCGUUGCCCCCCUGCGCUGGCAAAGAAACCCGCCCGCAGGCCAUGAUUUAAUCCGGUACCUAUUUAUAGGUAGGUGCGAGGCCGGACGUCAUGAGAGCCCGAGGCGGCCCCAUGCCGCAAGACUGCAUAUAAACUGGGGAGGGGGGCACAAAAUAACACAAACCCUGGAUCGAACCAUCUUACGACCUACCGUCAUGCAGCCGCCCGCCCCAGCCCACACCAAGACGACCAGUGCCCAGCCGCAGGCUGCAAUGCAGAUGUCUGUCAUGAAUCCUGCUCCAGCUGCAAGCAAGCAGCAGGCGCAUGAACACCACCGCAAGUCGAUGCGCCUGCGUGGAGGCGGCGCCGGCAAGGACUGCUUCCUCGGCGCGAUCGCGUGCUGCCUUUGCAUCGACGGCUGCGAAGAUUGCUGCGAGUGCAUCGCCGACAUCGUCUGCUGCCCGUGCGAGAUGUGCUGCUGAACACAACAAGACAUGGAGACGGUCUCGCCGACCAAAGUACGGGUCUCCGAUGGACCGCGCUGAUCGUACGACUAUUGAACCUGCACCGGACUUGUACGCUGUGGCGAUAAUAUAUCAUGUUCGAACUCACUGCAUCGCGCACGGCGCGGAGCAUCAACCGAGCGUGUUCGUCCGCAGGACCAGUCUCUGCGGCCUCCGACUUGUCGUGUUCGCUUACUCUCUUGAACUUCACCCUUUCUCACUGGACGCCCUGUCUCCAGGAUACACCGCCCCAGACCAGCAUCGCUCGCGCGGGAACUGCCCACCCGUAUUCGGUCAUCUAUUUUUAGCCUUGCGCUCCGGCCUCACCUCCGUAUAAAAUCCCUUAUCCUCCGCCGCAGUUCCGACCUCAUACCCAUAUUCUCCCUCCGAC